Molecule: messenger RNA, 1584 nt
Organism: Eruca vesicaria subsp. sativa (arugula)
Lineage: Eukaryota; Viridiplantae; Streptophyta; Magnoliopsida; Brassicales; Brassicaceae
Source: the annotation of a GenBank genome assembly
AUGUCCAGACGCCGGAGUCGCCGUGGAAAAGAGGCCGCCGCCGGUGAGUUUUCGAAAUUUGAAACAGUUUUUUUUUCAGAUCUGGCCGGUGGUAAUGAUAGCAUAACUUUGCUUACGUACCCGGGUAGUGCAUUGCCACAACAUGCUGGUUUGACGGCAGAAGACGUACGGAGAGCUGAGCACGCUGUAGGGCUUGUGGUGAAGCCGAUGCUAGAGAUCAGUGGUGACAAACCAGAGAGAUGGGCAUUAUUUGAUGAUGAAAUGUAUGACAAGAAAGUAGAGUACAUGGUAGGAUUAAUUGAAGAAGGUCAUUCGUUUAGCAAGGCACACUGGGGUGGUGGUGAUGCGGGGGAUAAGCUGUAUGUAUAUUCUGAAACAAUGAAGGUGAAAAAGAGGAAAGCUGUAAUUGAGCCCACGGGACCUAUUCUCAAACAGAGGCAAAUGAGCUCCUAUUACAACCGACAGAUUACUGUUGAUGCCGAGAAAUUUGCGAAGAUGGAGGUGAAAAUAGAUGAGUAUGGCAAAGAAAUUGGUCGACUACGAGAGUUGUGUGAUAAACAUGAGCGACGAUGGAAGAAAGGGAAAAUGUUGAAGAAAGGGUGUAAUGGGGCAAAGUGGAGAAGCGGAACAAAACUGAGGAUGAAAGUGAGGUCCAAAGAGACACCGGUUGGUGUAGAUGCAAAAACGGUUCCCGGUAAAGAUGAAGAAAUUAUUUCGGAGGAAGAGCCUACUUUGCUAGUACGGAUGAGACAUGGUAGUAGCUCAGUUGUAGGUGGUGAGGAGAGGGAAAUGUCUGGUGACGGUCUUGACGAAAGGGAAAUUGGUGAAUUGGGUGUCCUGGUGAAGGCAGUAGUGGCUGACAAUGAGGUAUGUGACAUUACUGUUGUGUGUAGUUGGUUUGAAAUGUUUGUGCAGUUGACGCAGAGAUUGUCAAUUUGGAAUUUACAGAUAGACAAUGUGGAAAAAGAUGGAACAGGAAAUAUGAAUGAAGGAGACAGUGUUCAGGAUGAGGGAUUGUAUGAGAAUGAGAUAGAUAAUGGGGACGCAGAGGGUGGAAGAGGAAAAAUGAGCAGUGAUGUUGUGGAGGAGAAUGAGUUGGAGGAAACUGUGAAUGUAACCAAUAUGGGUGAGAGAAAUGUUAUUUCUGAGGUGGAUGCUGAAGGUAGUGAACAUGGAAGUGAGAAUGGACAAAAUUAUAGGAUGACGGGUGAUGCGGGAGUUUCAACAGAGCAAGAAUUGUCCACAGAUAGACGUAUGGUGGUAAGUGUAACUUACAAUUACAGUUGUAAAUGGGAAGGUUGUACUGGAGAAUCGAUGAAGGAUGAUGAUGCGGGUGAGCAGAUGGGGUCAAAAGAGGAGAAUGAAAACGAAAGGUUAGGAGACAGACCGGAAGUGGAAGUAGAAGAUGUUAGUGAUUCGUUGGCGCCUAGUCAAGUGAAACAUAGACCAGGUGAAGAGGAUGAGCAGUUGGCUGCGUUGCUGUUGGCGAAGGAUCAAUAUACUUUCCCAGACAUGGUGCCUUUUUACGAAGACUGUGAUUACCCAUUUUUUGAGAAAGUUCUAACCGCAAACCCGUCAGUGUGA